AUGCCCAGAAGCCUUCUGGGAAGUGUGGACUUGAGGAAGACGCUGCACCGCUUCGGCACAUUGGCCAUGAAGAAGUUUGCCGAGGUCCAGCAGGAAAACCGGGAGGCUUUCGUCAACGUGAACAAUCAUUUCUUCCAGCACCAGGACACAAAUCCCUUCGCAGCUAUGGAGUCGCCUGAUUCCUGGCCAGAGCUUUACAAGAGCCGGGAAUACAAAGAGUGGGCGGAAACGAGCAUCGAGAUUUGCAUGUCCUUCCUGGACAAGAUGGGCGUGCCGUUGACCAAGGAGGAAAGGGAAGAAAUGGAGGUGGUCACAUGGGCAGCGGUGUAUCCUACGAUGAAGCCGAAGGACCCAGUCACGCAUUACUACCAUGCCCACCAGGAGUCUAUCGUGAGCUUUGUCCUCUACGUGAAAAUGCCUGAACCAACGACACCUUUGACAAUCUCCGACCCGCGGGGUGCUCCGCCGAUCGAAGAUUUCGAGUGGUUCCAGGACCGAGGUGACAUGGGUGUGGACAGCGAGCCUCCGUUCCACCGGCCUGCGGCCUUCUAUGCAGAGGAGGGCGACGUCCUGAUCUUUCCCUCUUUUGCCAUUCACAAGGUCCCGCCGCACAUCGGGAAGGGCACUCGCGUCGUGUUCCCAACGAACUGCCACCUGCCAAAGAAACGCAGGAAGUUGUCUGGGAAGCACAAGGGGAGCGAGAGCCCCCUCGAUGGGUGGGAGCGAGUCGCCAAGCCUGAGGCACCCGCAGCACGGCCUGCAGCAGUGGCGAGCUACGCCGCGCAUGCCAAGGCCGCGCUGGACUUGGCCGAGAAGCUGAAGGAUCCGUACAUGAAGAUGUGGGAGGUGCAGAACCAAGUUAUGGCCAUGCUCCAAUUCGGAGCGUCAGAUGCCACGGCUUGGCUGGCGGCAGGGAAUAUCUCUGCCCGCGUCGCUGUGAUCCUCGACAUGAGAGGCGAGGGAGAGUACUACCUGGAUGCUGCUCUCAUGUUCGCCCGCGCCAUCCUGCUUGAUCCGAGCAUUCGUCCCACAGUGGAGCAGUGCCUGAAAGACCUCAUCCCGCAGAAGGUCCCCAAGAAGUACAAGGCUGCUUACACUGCGCUGAUGCACUGGAGGAAGCUGAUCAUCUCAUGGGGCGACACGCCACCGGAGGUCGAGUUUUCGCAGUUCCUCCACCCGGCGCUGAACGGAGCAGAUCGCUGCAGCCGCAUGUGCCCCCAUCACAGAGAGCCAGCUCUCAGGACGUUGCGCCUGCUGCGAGUGUUCGGCAGCCAGGUUCACGUCCUGCAGACGAGGCAGGUCCGAGAGGUUGAGGAGGCGGUCGCAAAGCUGCUGGAG
Symbiodinium sp. CCMP2456 is the source of this 1338-nucleotide messenger RNA. The record is from the annotation of a GenBank genome assembly. NCBI's taxonomy places the organism in Eukaryota, Dinophyceae, Suessiales, Symbiodiniaceae.